AGGCAGUCGGACAGUUAACAGGCACGGGAAGUUGUCCUUGAGGAAUUUCUGAAAGUAAUGGAAAAUACUGAAGUACAGGACGACCGCUGAGUAGAAUAACUAGUCUUAAUCCGAUUUUAGGCGUAGUUCUGAUCAAAGUUUUCCGGCUGAUUUUUCGACAGACACGAAGGUAACGGUAAAAUCAAUGAGUUCUGCGGACAGCCGACGUAAUAUUGGAGCAGGACGCAGUUAUGGAGGGAGAACGGCGAAAGGAUUCGUCCAGAAAGUCCAUUCUCCUCUCCCGUCCUUAAAUGAUUCAUUGGAGGGAGAAAUUCGGGCCUUCCUCACUGAUGAAGACCUACUCCACACUUAUGACGACCUCACAAAAGUCAACCCAGUGACCCCGACAACAGUGCUGAAAUGUCUACAGGCCAGGUACAGUGUGAAGGUUUUUUACACCCAUGCUGGCUGCACCUUGGUGGCUCUUAAUCCCUUCCAGCCAAUCCCAGACCUCUACACUCUGGAUGUGAUGAAGGAGUAUCACAGUGCUGUUCAGCCCCAGGACUUCAAACCACAUAUCUUUAUUGUGGCGGAAGAGGCCUACAGGAAUGUUCAGGGCCAGCUGGAGCCAGUGAACCAAUCCUUGGUGGUCAGUGGUGAGAGUGGUGCAGGAAAGACAUGGACAUCUCGUUGCCUGAUGAAAUACUACGCUACUGUGGCGGCCUCCUCCUCAGUUGUGAAGAGCCAGGACACCGUGGAGAGGAUAGAGCGGAGGGUGCUGGACUCCAACCCCAUCAUGGAAGCUUUUGGCAAUGCCUGUACGCUGCGGAACAACAACAGCAGUCGUUUUGGAAAGUAUAUCCAGCUUCAGCUAGACAGGUGUCAGCUGUUAGUGGGGGCGUCUGUGCAGACAUAUUUGCUGGAGAAGACCAGGGUGGCCUGCCAGCCGGCUAAUGAGAGAAACUUCCACAUCUUUUACCAGAUGCUAAAAGGGGCCACAGAUGAGCAGAGGAAGGAGUGGAAGAUGCCACCUGGCCAACGUUUUGUGUGGCUGCCAAAUACUGAAAAAACAGUUGAUGAGGAUUGUUUUCAUGAGACUGUCGAGGCAAUGGUUCAUCUGGGCAUUCAUUCAGAAAGGCAGAGACAGCUAUUCAGGAUAUUAGCAGGGAUUCUGCAACUGGGGAAUGUGAAUUUCUCCUCUCCAACAGAUGAAUCACAACCUUGUAACCUAGAUGAACAGUCUAAAGACUUCUUGCAGAGGGCUGCUGAGCUGCUGUGUGUCCCUGCUGAGGAGCUUCAGAUGAGUUUAAGAGUGAGGAUGUUGAAGGCGGGGAAGCAGAGCGUGCUGAAGCCCUGUUCCCAGGCAGAGUGCAGCAUGAGGAGAGACUGCCUGGCCAAGGCCAUCUACGCCCAAUUAUUUGAAUGGCUGGUUACAUUCAUCAACAACAGCAUAUGUGCAGACAAAUCCACGUGGUGCAACUUCAUAGGAGUUCUAGAUGUGUACGGGUUUGAGUGUUUCCACAUCAAUAACCUGGAGCAGCUGUGCAUCAACUACGCCAAUGAGAAACUGCAGCAGCACUUUGUGGCUCAUUAUCUCAGAGCUCAGCAGGAGGAAUAUGUGUCAGAGGGGUUGCAGUGGUCCUUUGUCAAAUACCAAGACAACCAGAGCUGUUUGGAUCUUAUAGAGGGAAGCCCUGUCAGUGUGUUUUCUAUUCUUAAUGAGGAGAGUCGUCUCAAUCGAGCUUCAGACGCAAAGACAUUCAGGGUUCGUUUGCAGAAGGAGCUCUGUGGUAAUGCCAACAUCAGCUGGGACAAGUUCAGCAAGGAGCCACACUUCGCUGUGGCCCAUUACGCCGGCAAAGUCAACUACAGGAUAGAGGGGAUGGUUGAGAAAAACAAGGACCCAGUGCCACCAGAGUUUACCAACCUGCUUCAGAAGUCUGACAACCUCCUGCUUCACCAGAUCUUCACUGACAAGGAAACCAAGAACCCAACUACCAAGGGGCUCAGUAAAGUCACAGUGGUCUCCAAGUUCAAGAACUCUCUGGAGAGCCUGAUGAGGAUCCUCCACACCACAACCCCUCACUACACUCGCUGCAUCAAACCGAACCCAGACUGCAAGCCGCUGACCUUCAAAAAGGAGGAGGUUAUCGUGCAGUUGGAGGCCUGUGGGAUUGUGGAGACUAUUCAUAUUAGUGCUGCUGGCUUUCCAAUAAGAAUUCCUUUCCAAAGCUUCAUACAACGUUAUGGACUGAUUGCAAAAUAUUCAGAUUUCAAGUCAGGCAGACAUUGUUUUGAUGUGGAGGUUGACAGCAUUGAUGUUCUUCGGCGAGCAGUGGAGAAGCUCCUCGGUGUCGUGUUACGCAAGGCGUGUGAACCCUCGCACGACCUUGAAAGUGAAAAUUCAUGGGUGCACUGUGGAAGGACUAAAGUUUUUCUCACCCAGUUGAUGCUAGAUUUGCUGGAGGAUCAGAGAAAGAAGAUCCUGUCUCAGUGUGCCUUCUCCAUUCAGUGCUGCUGGCUGCGAUACCAGCGCUGCAGACGCCACGCCCGCCAGCAGUCUGCUACUCUGAUCCAAGCAGCGGUCCGGUCCUGGCUGGUCAGGAGGCAGGUCCAGAGGUGGAACAGGGCAGCUGCAGUCAUCCAGAACACCUGGAGAAAGUGGAAGGCACUAUUGAAAUCCUUAGCUGAGGUAGAACUGGAUGAUGCAGAGGACCUUGUGGAGGAGGACGUUCCAGCAUUGAACCCUGUUAUCAGGGCGCGGGGCUCGGUGCAGCUCUCCACCAUCCAGGAGCCGGUCACGGUGCGAGGGUGGCCCAUGGGGCUGGCUCUCGCCUCGGCCCCAUCCAUCACCGUGUCUCUGACAGCCACCGGCUUCCAGAAGAUGAUGUCUGUGAUGGCCUCCCUCAACCUGCCCUCCAGGAGAGGGGGGUAUAAGGUGGAGACCAACCAGUACACGCAGGGGCUCGCCUCCAUACGGGCACAACCCAAGGGAUCUGUAAAGCUGCACUGUCAGCGAUCUCCACUUCUCUACGCUGACAGGAACCCAGACAUGAAGACUGACGUGACGGGGUUCAACGAGAUCCUGCUAGAGAAAACUCUGUAAGAGUUCCCUCAUUGCAGAACAUGCUGAUUUCACACACAGAUGAAGAAAAAGUCUCAAUAGAGCUGCUUUUGCAGUGAAGCUGCUGCUCUUCCAUAAUCUGACACAGAGGGAACAACUUGACAUUUUAAGCUGUCAUUUUGUUAAAUGUGUUUUUAUUUAAAGUGAACAUUUACAGCUGUAAUCAACUUUUUUUUAAGAAUACCAAAGUCUAUCUCACUGUUAGGCAAGGGUGCAAAAAUAAUAAAUUAAUCAAAUUCAGAAUCUCCGUCAGGAGAUUGUCCACAUUCACUAACCUGCCACAUCUGAGUGGAAUGGCAGGUUUGUGGAAUAUGUGCCAUGUGUCCCACAUAUAGAAAACAAUGAAUAUGAUGUCAUCAUUAUGUUAUUGUCAUUGGAGAAGAGACAAACUGAAUAAUUGUUUCGUCCCUGUCUGGAGAACUGAAGUGACAUGGCACAACCUAAGCACCUUUCUUAAAAGCAGUGGACUGUGGGUUUUUGUCUCAUUGUUGCCUCUUUGGAACAUGUGUCUGUUGAUCAAAGUAUUGGGCCUUUGACGAGUGCCUUUCUUAAUAUCUACCCCUCAAAUCACAAAUGUGCUGUUAGGAUAUGUAUUUAUUUAAGGCUGACUAUUUGUGUGAUUUCAUUAUUUAUUUUGGGUGUAAAAACAAAAUGGUGAUUCAGACGCACAUAUGACGUGCAAAUGUAAUGUAAAAAGUAAUAAAGCACAUAUUGCACAUUAAAACCACACACCUGCUACCGUACAGCAACAAAUAACAAGCAGACAACACUUAUGUGAAACAGGGAAAGGAUGAAUCCAGGUUUAUUCAAAUUGCUGCUCUUUGUUCGAUAAAGGGUCUUUUAUGAUAUGCACAUUUGCAAAAUGUCUGACUAAAAAAACUUUGUGGAUUUUAAUCUGCUCCAGUCCAAAGCAUUAAUGCAAGUACUGUAAACCAUUACCAAAGAACAAAUAUUUCAUUCAUAACUUUUAUAUUACUUAACACUGACGUUCAUCCUCCUAGUUUUUGCUCCAACACAUUUAUAGUUGAUAUCUUCUUUUGCUCACUAAAUAAUUCCUUUUCCAUCCAGCUAUAGAUUCAUGGAAAUGUGUGAGCCAUGGCAGUUUAAAAUUUUAAAUCUGUAUACUCUAAUUUGUAAGUGGUACCAAGGGAUCAAUGUAGAACUUGAAUUAUUGUAUGUUAAUAUAAUUGUUUUGAUGAAAUAAAUGUCAGUGUUAAAGCGUA
Messenger RNA from Micropterus salmoides (largemouth bass), 4326 nucleotides. Its product is annotated as unconventional myosin-XIX-like. Lineage: Eukaryota; Metazoa; Chordata; Actinopteri; Centrarchiformes; Centrarchidae. Bases 185 to 3085 code for a protein of 966 amino acids. Gene Ontology annotation, biological process: actin filament organization; vesicle transport along actin filament. Gene Ontology annotation, molecular function: actin filament binding; microfilament motor activity; ATP binding. The transcript has 24 exons. Gene Ontology annotation, cellular component: cytoplasm; myosin complex; vesicle. The record is from RefSeq and is a predicted model, not a curated record.